CUGAUGCCGCCAGUGCAAGAAAAAGCGCCAUCAGCUGAUGGUUCGACCAACCCGGUUCCAGACAGCCCGCUGGAGAUUGCAAGGGCGCUGCAGCAUGCCACCAGCCAGCAGGCUACAGACGCUCUGUUAGCACCCUUGCUGCCUCAAUGGGUCAAGGAACCCAAGCUGGCCACCACUGUUCUGAAAGGGGCCUUGGGACAUGUGGCCUUGAAGAUCUUACAAGCAAUGUCCAGGAGCAUGAUGGAAACGAACAGCAUCCAUUUCAAUGCUGCCAUUGCCGCUGCAGAGCUGCAUGGGGAGUGGCAAACAGCUUUGCAGCUACUACGUAGGAUGCUGGCAGAGAAGGUUGAUAUCAACGUGAUCAGCUUCAACCGAACCUUGGGAAGUGCUGGACAAGCAAGUUGCUGGACCCUGUCCUUGGCUUUGCUAGAGGAGCUUCCAACACAUCAGCUUGUACCAGAUAGCUUUAGCUAUUCUGCAGUCAUCAAGGGAUUGAAACAAGGCCUCCUUUGGCAGCUUGCGCUGGCGCUAUUCAACCACAUGCCCCGUGGCUUGCGGGACAAGGUGUGCUACAACUCCGCCAUCGCCAGCAUGCCCUGGAAUUGGGCCCUCGAGCUCUUCCAUGAGAUGACUCGUAGCCAGACCUCUUUGGACGCAGUCUCCUAUGGAUCAGCUGUGGCCGCUUGCCAGCGAGCAGCGCAGUGGCAAUCAAGUCUGAUUUUGCUGAUGGAAGUUCGCCAGAAUCAGCUGUCCAAUGCCGUGAUAGAGAAUACCGUCAUGGGCUCCUGUGCCCGUGCCAAUCAGAGGCAGAUUACCCUGAACUUGUUAGAUGAGAUGGAAGCGAGGAACGUCAGUGACCAUCGCAGUUAUGGCAUUGCAAUGACUGCGUUCAACGACGGGGCUUGGGAGGCGUGUCUGGAUCUGCUGGUGCGUUCUUUACGUGCAUCAACACACCCCAACGUGGUGAGUUGCACCACGCUGAUUCGGACGUGUGCGACUGCUGGUGAAUGGAGGAUGGCUCUAGAAGUGUUGAGAAGCAUGGCUGAGAUGCUGGUGGAAGCCAACACAUGGAGCUACAACUCCAGCAUCACUGCCUGUGAAUCGGCUUCCCAUUGGGAGGUGGCAUUGCUUCAGUUGCACCAGAUGCGAGCAGCGGAACUGGAGCCGGAUGUGAUCAGUUUCAAUUCCACCCUGAGCGCCUUCCAAGAUGGAACUUCUUGGUCCGUAGCUUUGCAAGUUUUGGAGCAGAUGGAGCAGAGCCAUUUGGAGCCUGAUACCUUGACCUUCAAUUCGACCAUCACUGCGUGCCGCCAUUGGCCAACAGCCUUGGCAGUGCUCCAGGCCAUGUUUACAAGAAAUCUGCUGGUUUCGGCAAUCAGCUUCGGCGCUGUCAUCAACGAAUGUGAGACAGAUGGCGAAUGGGAAGUGGCUUUAGGCCUUUUGCACCACAUGCUCGGCAUGAGCCAUCAGCCUGAUGGUCGUAUCUUGGGCUCAGUGGUCAACUGCUUGCGAACAAAGGAUGGUUUUGCAGCGCUGGAGCUGUUUUCAUCCCUGCCCAUUUGGGUGAAGAAUGCAGCACCAGUGACAGCUGAUCUGCCGGACAUGGAAGUCCUGGCCUGUGGACCUGGAAUAUUGACCCUGUGUAAACCCAGCAUGCAGCGGACAGAAGACCUGGUGGCAAGAGUGGCUGAAGUCUACCCGCACGUCACUGUUGUCUCAAGGCUGGACUCUCCAACCUCCGGGGUUCUGCCAGUGAUCCUGGCAGAAGAUGGUUCCAACGUGGCCAAGUGUUUUCAGGCGCAGUUUGCCGGCCGCUUGGUCCACAAGGACUAUGUUUGCUUAUGCGAGGGCAGUUCCCUAGGUGCAGCUGGCACGGCUGGAGAGGUGCAAGCACCUUUGCGUACUUUUGGAGAUGGACAAAGUGUUAGGAGCGAAGUCAGUGAGCUGGGGAAAGCAGCCAAAACUGAGUAUUGGGUUCGAGCGCGAUACCUACAUCCAGGUGCUACCGGCGAGCUGAUCUUGUUGCAUGUGAAGCCUUUGACAGGGCGUACCCAUCAGAUCCGUGAGCAUGGACAGUCGACUGUGGCUGCCCCAAGGUGUGCAUUUCGCAAGUUUGGGAAGGCCUUUGGUGGGGGAUGUAGCGUACGGAAAUGGGAGCGUGGGACCUUUCACGCGUCUCUUCCUACACUGCCGGCGCCUCGCUUUGCGCGAUGCUCUGGGUCGUUUUGUCGCCAAGGCGCCUCUGCCUUGGGAGCUCAAAGAACAGUUGCAGCAGCUGCAACCCAUUGAAGAGCGACCAGCUCGUAGCGUUUGAAUAGCAAGACUGGGCUCCUGGCCGAGUAGACUGUCCAAGAGAUCUGAUAAAGUCUGACGUUCCCACGGGUCGGGUUUCAACUUGGAAGGGCUUCGACAUCAGCCUGUAUUUGGCCUUUGGUGAUGCAAGGACAUGCUGGCGGCAGCCAAGCUUGCCCUUUGAAGAAAAUUCGGCCGGGGCUUUGGUCAGAAGGAAUCAAGUCCAAAAUGAUCCAAAAUGUACAUCAUUUGACAGAGAUACCUGGAAAUCCUGAAGCAAAGACACCAAGCAGCCCUCCAGGAUCCUCCAGGGUUGCGCAUGGGAUCCAAAGGGAUUCAAUGGUCAGCCAGACAUAAUUGCACAUGGCGAUAAGUCCUUGUGGCAAUGGCGGUUGCUGCUGUGGGCAGCUGCUCUCAACCUGGAUCCGAGAAAACCUGGCUGCGUUUCUCAUGAUGGCUUGAGCUGCCUUAUGUGUACAGGAUUUGUUGCAGAGCUGCUGGCAAUCAGGCAUGGGAUCAAAAUUCAUCAAAAAUGAUGAUUCAAUACCGUACCCCCUUAAAAUUGGAGGGUUGAUGCUCGUACUAAGAGUUGCAAGAAUUGCCAAAAUCCGAGGUUCCUUGGGGAUUGAAUUUUGGCCGAUAUAC
Cladocopium goreaui is the source of this 2937-nucleotide messenger RNA. Lineage: Eukaryota; Dinophyceae; Suessiales; Symbiodiniaceae. The record is from the annotation of a GenBank genome assembly.